GCUCUCUUUAUCUUUCUCUCUGCCGGUAAACCUUUUCUGAUUCAUGUGGGCGUCUGUCACCCACAGUCACCUUCGAAUUCUGCGCUACUCUCGUGCUUUCCUGAUUCUCAUGGACAGCAGACCCAGCAGCAGCAAUUCCUUCGCUGCUUUUGCUCGUAAUAACACAAGGGGCGGUGGUGGUAUAGGAGGAGGUUGGGUGGUGAAAGAUGAGGGAGAGAGAUCGAGGGGUCGCGGUGGAGGAGGACGGGGCCAUGGUGGUGGUGGUGGUGGCGGCUCUGGCAAAGAUAGAGUUGAUGCACUCGGUAGAUUACUGACACGUAUAUUGCGCCAUAUGGCUUCUGAGUUGAAUUUGGAUAUGCGGAGUGAUGGAUUUGUGAAGGUUCAUGAUCUUUUGAAGCUCAACUUGAAGACGUUUGCUAAUAUUCCAUUGAGCUCACAUACUGUUGAUGAGAUUAAGGAGGCUGUCAGAAGGGAUAAUAAGCAGCGGUUCAGCCUCUUGGAAGAAAAUGGGGAACUUCUGAUACGUGCAAACCAAGGCCACUCCACAAUGAUAGUUGAGACUGAAAGAUUAUUAAAGCCAAUCCUUUCAUUUGAAGAAGUUCCAGUGUGCGUGCAUGGAACUUAUAGGAAGAAUUUGGAUUCGAUAUUAGAGUCUGGUCUGAAGUGCAUGACAAGAUUGCAUGUUCACUUUGCAAGUGGCUUGCCAACAGAUGGAGAAGUGAUCAGCGGUAUGCGACGAGAUGUUAACAUUUUGAUCUUUCUUGAUAUCAGAAAAGCUUUAGCUGAGGGAAUGAAGUUCUACAUUUCAGACAACAAGGUGAUCUUGACUGAAGGAUUUGAUGGUGUUGUUCCAGUCAAGUAUUUUGAGAAAAUAGAAUCGUGGCCGAGCAGAAAGCCUAUAGCUUUUUGA
Molecule: messenger RNA, 910 nt
Organism: Fragaria vesca subsp. vesca
Lineage: Eukaryota; Viridiplantae; Streptophyta; Magnoliopsida; Rosales; Rosaceae
Product: tRNA 2'-phosphotransferase 1-like
Exons: 8
Coding region: 44-910 (288 amino acids)
Biological process (GO): tRNA splicing, via endonucleolytic cleavage and ligation
Molecular function (GO): tRNA 2'-phosphotransferase activity
Source: RefSeq, a predicted model, not a curated record